This is a messenger RNA of Cinclus cinclus, 1685 nucleotides long. It is a transcript of the gene SPIN1, whose product is annotated as spindlin 1. NCBI's taxonomy places the organism in Eukaryota, Metazoa, Chordata, Aves, Passeriformes, Cinclidae. The transcript is spliced from 7 exons. The coding region runs from base 488 to 1276 and encodes 262 amino acids. The record is from RefSeq and is a predicted model, not a curated record. Gene Ontology annotation, biological process: gamete generation.
CUCAGUCUCCGCUGCUUAGCCGCUCCUCAGUGUAGGCUUUUGUUUCUUCCCCCCCUCCCCCUUCAUCGCCCAUCCCAAAAAAAAAAAGAAAAAAAAAAAAAGGAAAAACAAUUCACCCUCCUUAUUUGCGCGCAUGGCGGGAUUUCAAGGGGCUUGGUUCCCAGCAGCUCCAUGGCUUUUAACCACUCUGCUGGGCUCAACUGUGUUCACCACCCAGAGCCACAAUCUCCUGAGGGACCAGAAUGGAUGAGGAGCAGCAAGAGAGGGCAGGGUCCACUCAGCUGAUUCCAGCAACCUCUCUGAGGAAGAGAGUUCUGUAAUUGAAGGUGUAUCUUCUACAUUUGAGGAAUGACAAGUUCUUGAUUGAAUGGUGGAUUAAUAAGUGGUUGUCUCCUCCUAAUACUAAAAAGAAGAUAUCCUGGAAAUUGGAAAGAACUGGAUUUUCACCCUAGUCCAGCAGCUUUGCUGCUCACUUAAACACAGAUGAAUGAAGACCCCAUUUGGAAAAUCACCAGGUCAGAGGUCCAGAGCUGAUGCAGGUCAUGCAGGAGUGUCUGCCAGCAUGAUGAAGAAAAGAACAUCCCACAAAAAACAUAGAAACAAUGUGGGACCAAGCAAACCUAUCUCUCAGCCACGAAGAAAUAUUGUAGGCUGCAGGAUACAGCACGGAUGGAAAGAAGGGAGUGGACCCGUAACACAAUGGAAGGGCACAGUUCUUGAUCAAGUUCCUGUAAAUCCCUCACUCUAUCUCAUAAAGUAUGAUGGAUUUGAUUGUGUGUAUGGACUAGAACUUCACAAAGAUGAAAGAGUUUCAGCACUUGAAGUUCUUCCAGACAGAGUUGCUUCGUCUCGAAUUAGUGAUGCCCACCUGGCAGACACAAUGAUUGGUAAAGCUGUGGAACAUAUGUUUGAGACAGAGGAUGGCUCAAAAGAUGAAUGGAGGGGGAUGGUUUUGGCUCGAGCUCCUAUUAUGAACACAUGGUUUUAUAUUACCUAUGAGAAAGAUCCUGUCUUGUACAUGUACCAGCUCUUAGAUGAUUAUAAAGAAGGUGACCUUCGCAUUAUGCCUGAUUCAAAUGAUUCACCUCCUGCAGAACGGGAACCAGGUGAAGUUGUGGACAGCCUGGUAGGCAAACAAGUGGAAUAUGCCAAAGAAGAUGGCUCGAAAAGGACUGGCAUGGUCAUUCAUCAAGUUGAAGCCAAACCAUCUGUCUAUUUCAUCAAGUUUGAUGAUGAUUUCCAUAUUUAUGUCUACGAUUUGGUGAAGACAUCUUAGACAUCAUCAUGAACUUUUGCCAAAUUUGUGGAACUAUUAAAUGUAAAAUUUGUAGACACAAAGACUUGACUGCUUUCCAGUUUAACGAAAGCUUAAAUGUCCCUGCGAACCCACAAUCUCUGCCAGCAAAACUUUGUUCUGAGUAAUACAAACAUGACACAUUUUGUGUAAGAGAACUCCUUUUCUUGAAGGAAGUCAAUAUGUUUGGGCAGGAGGGAGUUAAAAGCAAAGAACAGCUGCAAAUUCAAGCUGUGUAAAGUUGAUCUAGUAUUGUAAUCAUUAAUCUAAAUUUUUUCAUAGAUUUUGACUUUUUCUUCAGUCUUGCACUCACUUGUUCAACUGCCACAUGCAAGUGUAGUUUGAUAUUUUGAUAUGCCUUCUUUUGUAACAUUAAAUUUAAUUUCUUGGA